CUUUUAGACUUCUUUUAGACACAACGGUUUGAUUCCGACUUCACGCCACUUCAUUUCACCGCACACGUCUGGUUGGCAGGAAACGGGAGCAAGGUUACGAUACGCUGCCUCCGACGUGGUCCUCAGAUGCCAAAGCUGCCAGCCCGGGCCGUUGAAUGAUUACCCCGUUGGGCUGGAAGAGAUUCGAUAUGCUGGAUGUGGCAGGAGGGCGUAGAUGGCCCUCGACCACAACAGGUGAGCGCACUAUUUCGUAUCCUCUCCUCUUUCCUUUCUGCUUUCUCCCUCUUCGGCCAUCACGACAUGGUAUCGUGAAUCCUGCGGGUGUUGUCGCGCCUCUUUGCCUUGUCCGUCUUCUGACCGCAGUCACUCAUUCUCGGGUCAUUCGCUUCUGUCACUCGUUUCAAGCACUCGUUUUCCAUUCAACCAGUCACUCCUUCGGCCCAACGCAGCCAUGAUGUUCCUCUCUACUUCCAUCUCCCUCUUCCUUUGCGCCCUCACGUGCGUCUCCGCCAUCCAAUUCACCUACCCCACCGCCGGCGACAACCUCACCAAGGGCGACACUUACGAUGUGACCUGGACGACCGUCGACACCGACCCGACACAGUUCAGCAUCUACCUGUGGAACUUCAAGUACUACCCGCCGUACUACACCUUCCUUACGCAGGUGCAGACCAGCGCACAGAGCCAGGAGAUUACGAUCCCGUGCAAUGUCGCGGACGAAGACGGCUGGCAGUUCACGGCCAUCGACGGCACGAACGUCUAUGUCAUCUACGCGCAGACGCAGAACUUCACCAUCAAUGGGGCGACGUGCACUUCGCCGACCGUCGGCCCCAAUCCCGAGGGCAAUAUUGUCACACAGACGGUGACGGCCUCGGGCUGCUCGACCACGACCACGUCUUGUCUUGCUGGCGUUACGGUCACUGUGGCCUCGACGACGAUUACGGAGACGCGCCGGGUGGCUGGAUCGACGACUACGGUCGCUGGAUCGACGACUACGGUCGCUGGAUCGACGACCACUGUUACAGGGUCUACCACGACAGUAGCGGUCUCGACAACAACUGUAGCUGGAUCAACAACCACGGUAGCUGGCUCAACAACUACGGUCGCUGGAUCUACGACCACUGUCGCAGGGUCUACCACGACAGUGGCGGGCUCUACCACCACCGUCGCGGGCUCUACCACGACAGUGGCUGGAUCUACAAAGACGGUCGCUGGCUCUACAACGACGGUGGCCGGCUUUACGACCACUGAUACCGUCACCCGCGGGAGACAGACGGUCACCACGACUGUUUCCAACGGCACGGGACCUAAGGGCACCACCACGAUUACCAAGACCGUGACUGUUACUCAGACGGUUACAAAGGGCAAGGGUCCUACUGGACCAACCGGUCCUACUGGACCAACAGGACCUACUGGACCACACGGCACUGGACCUAUUGGACCGCACAACACUGGACCUACUGGACCGCACAACACUGGACCUACUGGGCCACACGGCACUGGGCCUACUGGGCCACAUGGAACUGGACCGCACGGCACUGGACCUACUGGACCACAUGGAACCGGACCGCACGGCACAGGACCUAAUACAGGCUCCAGCACGCCAACUACGCUCGCCACCAAGCAUUGGCAUCAUCGGAAGCACCACCACGGCCACGCUCAUAUUCACCGUUGGUAAGAGGAGCAUUCUUUGACUAAUAUAAUACCGAUUUUACGAGGAAGGCGGCUUGUUGAGAGGUUGAGAGGGUUUAGCAUGGCUCUUGCAUCGAGGAACAACCUGAG
This is a messenger RNA of Neohortaea acidophila, 1782 nucleotides long. RefSeq lists its product as uncharacterized. The transcript has a single exon. Lineage: Eukaryota; Fungi; Ascomycota; Dothideomycetes; Mycosphaerellales; Teratosphaeriaceae. The coding region runs from base 452 to 1678 and encodes 408 amino acids. The record is from RefSeq and is a predicted model, not a curated record.